Messenger RNA from Naumovozyma dairenensis CBS 421, 1707 nucleotides. It is a transcript of the gene MUP3, whose product is annotated as Mup3p. NCBI's taxonomy places the organism in Eukaryota, Fungi, Ascomycota, Saccharomycetes, Saccharomycetales, Saccharomycetaceae. The transcript has a single exon. Gene Ontology annotation, molecular function: L-amino acid transmembrane transporter activity. Gene Ontology annotation, cellular component: membrane. The record is from RefSeq and is a predicted model, not a curated record. Gene Ontology annotation, biological process: amino acid transmembrane transport. The coding region runs from base 1 to 1707 and encodes 568 amino acids.
AUGCCUGAUUCAAUAACAGAAUCUUUACUGCCAAAUGAAAACAGAAUGGGCUCGAGAUCAUGUAGUACUGAUUCCUCAUCGGUAGAAGACCUUGAAGUUGGGAAGCACUACACAUUGGAGUAUGGUUCAACGUCACCUUCUGGCUCUUUCAGUUCGUUAGAUACCGUAACAGCAUUCGAGACAAGACAGUCCAUACAAAAGAACACCAUAGAUGUACCACAAGGUAGACAUUUGGGUGUAUUUUCUACAAUGAUUCUUUUCAUUUCAAGAAUAUUAGGAUCAGGCAUCUUUUCUGUGCCGAGUGCCAUGUACGUAAACUGUGGUGGAAAUACCUUACUUUAUUUCUUAAUUUGGUCCUUAACAGCCAUAUUUGUCAUUCUCUGGAUUAUAUUUAUUUCUGGAAUUUGGUGCUUGGUUACCAAAUACAGGGGGAAGAAGAAUUUCUUAGAACAAACAUAUGAUAGACCAAGAUUAAUGAUGGGUGUGACGUUUGGUAUUUACACAGUACUGUCAGGAAUGUCCUUAUCUAGUGCAAUAGUAUUUGGAAAAUAUAUCCUAUAUGCUUUAGGAUUUGAUCACCAUAUAGCUGAAUCAUAUUGGUGUAAAUUAAUUAGCAUCUUCAUUGUGAUUGCGGCAGUGUUGACUCAUGGUUUAUCAAUUAAACGCGGUGUUCAAAUACAAAAUGCACUAGGUUCAAUGAAAUUGAUUUUAAUCAUGUUGAUGUAUUGUACUGGUCUAUAUGCUUUAUUGUUUUAUUCCCCUUCAGAAUCAUAUAAUACAGCAUGGAAUUCAUCCUGGACUAGCUUCCAAGAUAAAAACAUGAUAUCUACAUCUUCUAUUGCAGCAGCUUUCAUUAGUUCAUUUUUCUGUUUUUCUGGUUGGGAUAGUGUUCAUGCAGUCACUUCAGAAAUUAAAAAUCCAACAAGAACUUUGAAAAUUGCAGGACCCUUAUCCUUGUUUGUUUGUCUCAUUUGUUAUUUAUUAAUGAAUGUUGCUUAUUUAAAACUUUUGACCUACGAGGAAAUUAAAAAUGCAGGACCAUUGGUUGGACAGGUAUUAUAUACUAAAUUGUUUGGUGCUGAAUUAGGUGGUAGGUUGGUUUCGUUAUCAAUCGCAUUAUCGUCUGUUUCAAAUAUGCUAGUCGUCAUUUAUGGUACUUCAAGAAUGAAUCAAGAAGUUUUUAAAGAGGGAUACUUACCAUAUAGCAAACUUUUCCUAAAAGAAAUAUAUGGAAAUCCAACAUUCCCUGCCAUUUUAGUUUGCGGUGGCCUUACAGCUAUAUGGAUUCUGAUUUUACCUAGUCAAGGCCCCUCGUUUGAUUAUUUAAUUUCUAUGGAAGGAUGGGGUAAUCAAGUGUUCUUACUACUAAUUGCAAUUGGGCUUUUCAUUUACAGAUAUCGUCAUAGAAAUGAUGAUGCUGAAGACAAACCAACAAUAAAGGCUUCACCUAUUGGUGUUCUAGGUAUCAUACUAGUUUCCUCAUAUAUGGUUAUUGCUCCAUUUAUUGGUGAUCAGUCGAAUAAUAGUGUGGGCUUUUUACCUCCAUACCAAGUGACUUCACUCUUAAUCAUAUCAUUGUGUUUCUUCGUAUGGUUAGUCAGAUUUUCCAUUUUGCCAUGGCUUUUCAAUUAUACUUUGAAGCCAAAAUUAUUAUUCUUGAAAGAUGGGUUGUUAGUGACGCAAUGGGUUAAAAAGUACUCAUAUUAG